AUCUAAUUUAUCGGACAAAUCUGGCCCAAUUUCGAAGUCAUAAUUCGACCCGAUGUAAAUUUUACGCGACCCGAUUCCGAAUUUCGCUCUUCCUAUUCUCAUGCCUCGUCUUCCAAAUGCCGUCGUCCCGUUAUAUCAACGGCCCAGAUCCGCCGACGCCGUACAUCUUAAAUCGCCGGCGAUGAUUCAUAUUACCACCUCAUCGUUUCCGUUAACUUAUUUUUUCUGAUCAAAGAUCCGAUUUUUUUUAAUCUCGAAUAAAAUUCUGUAAUUGCUAUGGGUCCCGAUGAUGAAGAUGAAAACCUCGCUCAAUUCCUCGAAUCUGAGGUCUUCUCCGAACUCUCCGAUCAGGAAAACUUGAAGGCAAAUCAAAAUGGAGAUGAGAGUGAGGAAGAAGAGAGAGAUAGAAAGAGGUCGUAUGAUGAAGAGGGAGACCUUAGUGAACAGGAGGAGAAGGAAAAACAAGAAGCAAAAAAGAUUAGAAUUGAGGAGGGUGAAAUUAGUGAUGAAGGAUUAUCGAGGGCAGUACGAUCGUCUUCUUCAUCAUCUUUAUCAUCUCUCGAGCUGGAAGUUGAAGUUGAAGCAGAAGCAGUAUUAUCACCUUCUGUAAAAGAUAAUACUCUAGGCGAUAAAGAUAAUGAGAACCUUAGAGCUGAAAGUAGACAGUUAUCUAGGAGGAUUGAGACUGGAUUUUUCAGCCAGAUCCCUCCUGAACUGUUCUUUCACAUCCUCAAGUUCCUCUCCUCUGAGGAUCUUGUUUCUUGCUCAUUGGUCUGUAGCUUCCUAAAUAUUGCUGCUUCAGAUGAAUCCUUGUGGCGUCGCUUGUAUUGUAUGAGGUGGGGUCUAGUGCUUCCUAAAAAGCCAAGGGAGAGUGCUUGGAAGAAGCUUUAUAUCCAGCGUGAUGAAGAUGAUAUGGCAGCCUUCGUGAAGAAUUGCCCAUCUGAAUUCAAAGAAUAUUACAUCCAGAUGCAAGUGGCGAAGAGAAGUCAAGCACCUCAUCCUUCUCAGGUGAACGAUGACCGUAUAAUCCUUGACAAGACACUUGCGGAUCAAGUCUCUAUGUGGAAGAGCAGCAGAGGCCUGGCUGAUACAGUGGUAGUCAAUCAUGCAUGCACUGGGGAAAGCUGCACAUACUAUCAAAUCGGAGAUGUGUUUGUUUGUGAGAAAACUGGCAAUGUUCAUGUUUGUGAUGAUACAUGCAAAGAAGUUAGUAUGGACCCCGCGAAUGAGCUCUUGGUCUGCACCAUCUCAGGCCGCUGUUUUGAAAGAUUACUCUGUGCAGAUGAAAUGGAACCUGAUGCUGAACAGCAGCAAGUUGGUGUGACUGAUGAAGCAGAGCCUUUCAUGGGAUCUGGACGCUUUGCUCGGGCAUAUCUACUUGGAUAUAAUUGUGAAGACGAAAAGGAGCUGGAAGAUGCAUUGAGGUUUUGUUGAUCUAUUUUCAUCCCUACAGUUUUCAUGUAUAGACCUUCUGGCCUCCUGUGAAGUGGGCAUGUAAAUGGGUCAACAGAGAGAUUGAAUUUAUUUUGAAGCUUUUAUUCAAUGUACUGUAGUUUUAUAUAUAGUAAUAUUAAUCUAAAUUGUACCAUAUGAGUCCUCGAUAUUAAAUUUAGUGAGAGAUGAAGUUAGUAAUCUAUACCACCAUAACCAAUUUAUUUCCUAGGAAAGAACGACGGGGGCAAAUCUAUGCCAAGAAUGGAAAGAUUUAACACCACGUAUAGGUGAAGCCUGACCGUUUAAAAGGCGUUUUCAAAUAAUUUUGCAUUUUAAUAAUUUUAUAGUGAUGAAUAAUGUUAGAAAAAAUGGUUUUUGUACAGAUUUUAUAGUUUCAUUUUGUGUAAGUGGACUUUCAUGAAUAUUUAGACAAGUCAAAUGAAAUAUAUUCAUGCAAUAGACGUGUUAGAACUU
Striga asiatica is the source of this 1908-nucleotide messenger RNA. The record is from the annotation of a GenBank genome assembly. NCBI's taxonomy places the organism in Eukaryota, Viridiplantae, Streptophyta, Magnoliopsida, Lamiales, Orobanchaceae.